Messenger RNA from Chondrus crispus (carragheen), 2112 nucleotides. RefSeq lists its product as hypothetical. The record is from RefSeq and is a predicted model, not a curated record. Lineage: Eukaryota; Rhodophyta; Florideophyceae; Gigartinales; Gigartinaceae. The transcript has a single exon. The coding region runs from base 1 to 2112 and encodes 703 amino acids.
AUGCGUGCUGAGGGCACUCGUGGUAAUAUAAAACAUGCGAUCGAGAACCCUUUUUAUCAGUCGUGCUUUUCCCGUGCUGUCGUGACAGGUUUGCUAUGUGACGUCAUAUACAAAGUGGCCGUAAGCGCUCAUGACAGGCAUGUGAAUAUUCACAAAGAUACGAAUUUGGGUUCAAACGGAGAUAUUGAGCGAGCAGCUAAUCUGCUCCUCUCUGCUCCCAUGUGCGCCAGCUGCUACCAAGACUGGGGUGUCCUCACAAAGAACUCGGCACGAGCGAGAGCGAAAGCGACCAGCGCGUAUCAGAGAUGGAGAGCAAGACGGCGGUCAGAAUCAAGGGUCGAUAUUGGACCUUUCGGUUGCCGAAGAAUUAAACCCGACGCCAAUCACUGCUACGUUUGUGUAAAUGGAGUUGCCGUUGUGUCUACUGAAACGCGGCUGUCACGGGCAACGCGACUGUGCGCAAUUGGCAGGACCGACUGGGCGCAGUUCACUACAUUGUUCGCGAAUACAACCUCCCUGCCAGCCGAUAUGAUCGAGGCUCUUCGCGAUUCUGCGGCCCAGGCGAAAGUAUGCUCAAUUCACAGCAAUGCGAUUCGAAGGUGUGAGGAUGCGGUCCACAAGCAAAAAUUUACUUGUGGUCUCUGCCGGCGGCGACUACCUCGAAAUUCAGGCAGGCGGCUUUCUGUCCCGGAAGAUGAGGAAGAGGCAUUUGAAUUUGAGUGCAGAAUGGCGUCUUACUUUGGUCGGUCUGUGUGCGCAAAUUGGACCUGUGAAAUGAUUGUAUGUUCGCAUUGUCGUCACUUGGCUUGCGGAUCACCAGGUGAAGGGCUGGAGCUAAAUGGAUCUACUACAUUCGGGAGACAGGUGCGCGCUGCCCAAAUCUGCAUAUCAUGGGUAUGUAUAAAGCUUUCUGUACUUCCUCCGGCCUAUAUUUCGGAAAGAUGCAUCUCUGCGUCACGGAUUCUAGGCGAGCAUUCGUCUGGCAAAGCAGUCAUAGUUCGGUUACGUGAUGUCAAAGCAGUCUUUGCAAGCUGUUCUACUCCAGGAAGAGUGCCUGACUCACGCACCAUACGCGACUGCGUCAUGCCUCACAUUGCAUCCGUUGGAAUUAGGAUGGAGAUCGCGCCCGGGAGGGUAGGGGCUUUCUUCUACAAUUCUACAAGCGCCUAUUUUCUGGCUUUGGAGAAGCACGCAGCGGAGCAGACAAGUAAUCGUAGCGCAGAGGAUCUUUUGACUUUAUCUCAGCUCGCAGAGCAGAGACAAAACGACCUUAAGACGCUCGUCAGGUCGUUUAGGUUCGACGCUGUUUUCAGCUCUGUAGUCGCUGCCACAUUUUCUGCGGAGUCCUCCAUUGAAGCAGUUCCACGUCGUUUGUGGCUUUCAGAAAUGCUCACGCUCGCGAGUCGCGGCGUACGACAGCGAGCGAAGCGACAGGUUGCCGUAAUGAAAUCAGCGGCAUUGGAUGGCGACAAGAGCGCACAAGCUAUCGCGAGAGAAUGCCGCACAUUUCGUGACAUAUUUCCCUUCAGCAACACAUCAAUUCCACCUUUGGAUGGAGACGAUGUACCGCCAUCGCUAGCCCGAUUAUGUACUCAACUAUACAAACUCGAGAUGGAGGCUCGUCUUGUAGAUCACCGAGAGCGAAAGACUGGCCCCCUCAUGCUGGCCGCGUCGUCUAGUUGCGCUACAUGGAUGUCCAAUGCUGCACACACAGCUCUAGCAAGGCUUGGCGUUAUAGCACCGGAUAAAACUGCAUAUCGCGUACAAAAUGCAUUCGAGACUAUGCUCGAACGCGCGCCCCUGGGGCCCAUGUCUCUUCUACCAAUGCUCAAAUUCGAACAUCAGUUGUUCGUGGCUUCUAUAGACAAUAUCAAUAUCAAGAAUUUACACGCGUCACUCUCCGAUAGCCACUCCCAGCGUGGCUUAAAUGGACUUGCAACGCAGGUGGUUGGAUGGGCAAGGACCUAUCCUGAUAAAUAUAUGGAAGCUGAUGAGGACUCCUCAUCCGGGCAGCGCAGAAUGGGGUUUUUACCGCAGAGUAUUGCAGAAAUUCGACGGAAGCUUACAGGUGGUAUUUCGUCGAGCACUGCCUGCACAAGUGGUGUUAUGUAG